Molecule: messenger RNA, 1872 nt
Organism: Ornithodoros turicata
Lineage: Eukaryota; Metazoa; Arthropoda; Arachnida; Ixodida; Argasidae
Exons: 1
Coding region: 1-1872 (623 amino acids)
Biological process (GO): proteolysis
Molecular function (GO): aspartic-type endopeptidase activity
Source: RefSeq, a predicted model, not a curated record
AUGAACCACGCAAGACUUGGAGAAUUCACUGCCGGCUCAGACUGGACAUCAUGGCGUGAACGUCUCGAGUUUCUAUUCGAGGCAAAUGACGUACGGGACGCAGCAAAGAAGCGUGCGUUGCUUUUCACUUGCAUCGGAGAAGAAACCUACAACAAGGUUCGGGAUCUCCUACAUCCGUUAUCGCCAUCACAGGUACCCUAUCAUGAAAUUAUGGACAAAUUAAAUCUCCAUUUCGAGACGGGACCUUCCGAACUGCUAGGCCGAUGGCGUUACCACAAGAGGGAUGAAAGACCCCAGAAAAGCAUUUCAGAAUACGUGGAUGCCUUGAGAGCUCUCGCCAAGGACUGCAACUUUGGCACCUUGUACGCUGGAACAUCGCAGACUGUUGGUACAUCACCGGCUGCAACGCCAUCCACGUCACGCGCAACCGAGCCAGAGGCAUCAACCACAACGACUCCUUCUACUGUCGGAACUCCUGCAACCACGACUCUUCCACUGGAGAUAAUGUUGCGGGAUCGAUUCAUCUGUGGGCUACGUGACGUCCACGUACAGCAGCGAUUACUCUCAGAACGGAGUAUCACUUUUCAAAAAGCUUUUGACAUCGCAAAAGCUAUGGAGUCGACAGUCCAGCAACAGUCAAGCAUGCGUAGUACGGAAGGCAACAAGGUUCUCAACACGACGACAAAGCAACGGAAUUCAAAGACGGGGACCAAACAAACUUCCGGUUGUUACCGUUGUAAUGGAGAUCACAAUGCUCAGAACUGCCGAUUUCGGAAGUCAGUCUGUAAUUUUUGUAAGAAAACUGGACAUAUUGAAAACGCUUGCAUCAGUAAGAAGCGGCAGCAGUCUGGUAAGACUACUGAUCACGAUAACACUCGCCAGUCUCAACAACACCGGCAAACGAACUGCAUUGAGGCUACAGAGACUGAGGCGUGGGCAGACCUUUUCUCACUACACACCUCAAGUCAAGCAACGAAUUGUUACACCAUAGAGGUAACGUUAAACAACCGCCCUUGCGUUUUCGAGGUGGACUCGGGAGCAUCAUUCUCCAUCAUAAGCGAAGAAACAUUUCACCACCUCUGGAAUAAUGACAGGCCUACUUUGCACAGCCCAACUUUUGACCUAAAGACGUGGACGGGUACUCCACUACAGGUACGAGGCAAAGCGAGAGUGCACGUCAAGCUACAGCGCACAGAGGCUGAACUGGAUCUCUACGUCGUAGCUGGUUGCGGCGUAAGCCUUCUUGGACGGGACUGGUUCGAACCUCUGGGAAUUUCAGUGACUGGGAUUAAUACAGUCGCCGCAACAGAGUGUCAAGCCUUGCUGGACGAGUUCAAGGAAGUAUUCCAGGGCAACAUGACUGGACAUGAAGGAAAUCCUAUACAUAUUGACGUAGAGCGGAACACUGCUCCGAAAUUCCUGAAGAGUCGCACCGUGCCGUUAGCAUUAAGACAUGACGUCGACAAAGAGCUUAGCAAGCUUGAGCAUCAAGGAAUCAUCGAACCUGUUUCACCUUCGCUCUGGGCUACGCCUCUUGUAACUGUGCGCAAACAGGACGGCACACUUCGAUUGUGUGGUGAUUACAGAAGUACUGUAAAUGUGGCUGUGGCGAAAGCUGCAUACCCACUACCGACAGUAGACGACAUGCUCAGUAUCGUCCAGGGGGGCAAGAUAUUUUCGAAGCUAGAUCUUCAACAGGCCUACCAGCAGCUUCGGGUGGACAAACCCACGUCAGAGCUGCUUACGUUGAACACACCCAAAGGACUCUUCCGGGUCACUCGCUUACCUUUUGGUGUAUCCGUGGCUCCGAUCAUCUUUCAAAGAUACAUGGACACGCUACUCUCUGGAUUAGAGGGCGUCGGAGCCUACUAG